GAGUUUUUGUAUUGCACAUGUUACAAAGCGGUUGAUUCGGCCGGUUCUUAAAACUUCACAGAGAACUUUAGUAACCAGUUGCAGAAAUACUCAGUUACAUCGGCUAAUAAAUCUCGAAUCAAACAUGUCGAAGUACGAAACCUUGGAAAAGGGCGCCCAGAACUCCCCCAAUUAUAGCCUUUAUUUCAAGAACAAGUGCGGCAAUAUCAUCUCGCCGAUGCACGACAUUCCAUUAUAUGCUAACGAUGAAAAAACCGUCUACAACAUGGUUGUCGAGGUCCCACGUUGGACAAACGCCAAAAUGGAGAUUAGCCUGAAGACACCAAUGAACCCCAUUAAGCAAGACAUAAAGAAGGGUAAAUUGCGUUAUGUGGCCAACUGCUUUCCGCACAAAGGUUACAUUUGGAACUAUGGUGCAUUGCCGCAGACCUGGGAGAAUCCCGACCAUAUUGAACCUUCGACGGGCUGUAAAGGAGACAAUGAUCCGAUCGAUGUCAUCGAGAUUGGCUAUCGUGUAGCCAAUCGUGGCGACGUUUUACAAGUCAAAGUUUUGGGUACCAUUGCGCUAAUCGAUGAGGGCGAGACCGAUUGGAAAAUAAUUGCCAUCGAUGUGAACGAUCCAUUGGCAUCAAAAGUUAACGAUAUUACAGAUGUGGAUCAAUAUUUUCCAGGCUUGCUACGUGCCACUGUUGAGUGGUUCAAGAUUUACAAGAUUCCCGAUGGCAAGCCAGAGAAUCAAUUUGCAUUCAACGGUGAUGCAAAGAACGCAGAAUUUGCAACAACUAUCAUUGCCGAAACCCACAAAUUCUGGCAAACUUUGAUUAAUCAAACCACUCCGGGAUCUAUCUCAUGCGCUAACAUUACCAAUCGCAAUUCUGAAUUUGUUAUAAGCAAAGAAGAGGCUGCAAAACUUGUUGAUGAUGCUCCAGAUGGUGGAAAAGUCGAAGAAAUAACCGACACAGUCGAUACUUGGCAUUUCAUACAUCUCAAGUGAAAAUGUAUCUAUGAGCUGUACCGCCUUGCUCCAGUGAGUUUGAAUCGCAGAGCCCCUAUAACUUGAAUAUAAAUAGCACUCUAUUUUGAAUUUCACACAUAUGCAGAAUGUAUUGGUUAUAAAAAUAAAUAUGUUGCACAUA
Messenger RNA from Scaptodrosophila lebanonensis, 1136 nucleotides. It is a transcript of the gene Nurf-38, whose product is annotated as inorganic pyrophosphatase. The record is from RefSeq and is a predicted model, not a curated record. NCBI's taxonomy places the organism in Eukaryota, Metazoa, Arthropoda, Insecta, Diptera, Drosophilidae. Gene Ontology annotation, biological process: phosphate-containing compound metabolic process. Gene Ontology annotation, cellular component: cytoplasm. Gene Ontology annotation, molecular function: magnesium ion binding; inorganic diphosphate phosphatase activity. Bases 125 to 994 code for a protein of 289 amino acids. The transcript has 6 exons.